GGAUGUACGACUAUAACUAGAUACCUUCCACUUUCCCUUCCAAGAAGAGCGAGCGAGGAUAAGCUUGAUUUAUGAGGCAAAGAAAUAUAAAAGCAGACCAUCUUAUUUCUGUAAUUAAAAUCUCCGACAUUCCAAAUAAGAUGCAUUAAAAUUAAAUUCCACCCCAUCCGUACCAACUCUGUUCGCUUCUCUAUGACUCUUUUAUCUUUUAUCACUCGUCUGUAACAGCUAACUUCAGUUUUGAUAAAAGAAAAAAAAAAAAAAUUUGAGAUGGCAGUAUCUGAUGCAGUGAUAGGGAAUUUAACGACGAUCUACGUGGCAGUUAUCGCGGGAAUUAAGGCGUACGGUCUGGUUUGUGGACGGAGUUUCAGCGGUGGAUUUGUGCUGAUUUUGUCUACUUCCGUGGUAGGUUUGAUCUUGAUCGGGUCGCUGACUUGGGACGUUUCCCGAAAAGCUACAUAUGCAAUUUCGCGAGAUCAUCAUAUUCAUGUUCAUGAGAUGUGCAAGGGUGGUAUUUGUUGGCAUGGUGUGGCUGUCCGAUCGCCGGCUUCUCAGGUCCGCUUCAGGCUCCCUCAGCAUCAUCAACCUCACUAUGGCCCUCUGUGAAUACGCAAUUUAAUAUAAACAAUGAGAAUUAUAUAUAAAAAAAUGGAUGCAUAAGAAAUAAAAGUUUCAGAAGUGUAAGAUAGAGAAGAAGAACAAUAAGAAUCUCUGGUUUUUUGGUUGAUGGUGUUUGUAGGUUUGGGCUUAAACUGCCUUGGCGUUGGUAAAAGGACGACCCGUGAGGUGUUUGCUUUUUUGUUUGAGAGGAAGAGAAAUAUAUACAAUGUAAAUAAAUAAAAUAAUGAAAAAGAGAAUGAAUUUUGUGCAUAAA
Molecule: messenger RNA, 874 nt
Organism: Ricinus communis (castor bean)
Lineage: Eukaryota; Viridiplantae; Streptophyta; Magnoliopsida; Malpighiales; Euphorbiaceae
Exons: 1
Coding region: 271-606 (111 amino acids)
Source: RefSeq, a predicted model, not a curated record